AUGGCGUCUGAAGAGAAUGAUCCUCUUUUGCAAGCUUUGAGUGCUGAACAAAGCGGCAAUAAUGCAGGAGAUAAUAAUACCAAUGAAGCCAUUGGUACUGAUCAGCAAGAUGGUGCAAACCAACAACCAUCAGAACCAAUUGAUCCUGAAAGAGAGAGAGCACUUCUGAAAUUCAAAGACAAGUUGCUUGAGCAUAGAAAGUGGGAUGCAAGGUUGAAAGAUUUACGAUUGGGCAUACGAGACUUGGAUAAAGAUUAUGACAAGACUGAAAAUGACAUCAAGGCUUUACAAUCCGUUGGCCAGAUAAUUGGAGAGGUUUUGAAGCAAUUGGACGAAGAAAGAUUCAUUGUUAAAGCGUCUAGUGGGCCACGGUAUAUUGUUGGCUGUCGAAAUACUAUCAAGAAGUCGAACUUGAAAAACGGUGUAAGAGUAUCGUUGGACAUGACCACCCUUACUAUCAUGAGAAUUUUACCUAGAGAGGUUGAUCCAUUGGUUUACAAUAUGACUACUUUUGAGCCUGGUGAAAUAUCAUUCAAUGGUAUCGGUGGUUUAACAGAGCAAGUUAGAGAGUUGCGUGAAGUUAUAGAAUUACCAUUAAAGAACCCAGAGCUCUUUACAAGGGUUGGUAUUAAGCCGCCAAAGGGAGUCUUGCUAUAUGGUCCCCCAGGUACCGGUAAAACAUUGUUGGCUAAAGCUGUGGCGGCAACUAUUGGAGCAAACUUUAUUUUCUCACCUGCUUCUGGAAUUGUGGACAAGUACAUUGGUGAAAGUGCAAGAUUAAUCAGAGAGAUGUUUGCUUAUGCUAAGGAGCAUGAGCCUUGUAUCAUUUUUAUGGAUGAAAUUGAUGCCAUUGGAGGCCGUAGAUUCAGCGAGGGUACCUCGGCAGAUCGUGAAAUCCAACGUACAUUGAUGGAGUUGUUGAAUCAAAUGGAUGGAUUUGACACAUUAGGGCAAACAAAAAUUAUAAUGGCUACCAACAGACCUGACACACUUGAUCCUGCAUUGCUUAGAGCCGGUAGAUUAGACAGAAAAAUUGAGAUUUCCUUGCCCAACGAAGCUGGAAGAUUAGAAAUUUUCAAAAUCCACACUGCUAAAAUAGCAAAGCAUGGAGAGUUUGACUUUGAAGCUGCAGUAAAAAUGAGUGAUGGAUUCAACGGAGCAGAUAUAAGGAAUGUUGUUACUGAAGCUGGUUUUUUUGCAAUUAGAGAUGACAGGGAGUACAUUAUACAAAAUGAUAUUAUGAAAGCGGUUAGAAAGGUUGCUGAUAACAAGAAGUUGGAGGGUAAGUUGGAUUACGAGAAACUAUAG
Messenger RNA from Lodderomyces margitis, 1308 nucleotides. It is a transcript of the gene RPT4, whose product is annotated as proteasome regulatory particle base subunit. The transcript has a single exon. Gene Ontology annotation, cellular component: cytosolic proteasome complex; proteasome regulatory particle, base subcomplex. Gene Ontology annotation, molecular function: proteasome-activating activity; ATP binding; ATP hydrolysis activity. The coding region runs from base 1 to 1308 and encodes 435 amino acids. The record is from RefSeq and is a predicted model, not a curated record. NCBI's taxonomy places the organism in Eukaryota, Fungi, Ascomycota, Pichiomycetes, Serinales, Debaryomycetaceae. Gene Ontology annotation, biological process: positive regulation of RNA polymerase II transcription preinitiation complex assembly.